Messenger RNA from Rangifer tarandus platyrhynchus (Svalbard reindeer), 4107 nucleotides. NCBI's taxonomy places the organism in Eukaryota, Metazoa, Chordata, Mammalia, Artiodactyla, Cervidae. The record is from the annotation of a GenBank genome assembly.
AUGGCGCCCAGGAGGGACGCACAGUGCUGGCGCCUGCUUUUGCUGCUUUCCACCUCCGCGCUUCUCCCCGGGGUCAUUCGGACCCGCUCGGCGACAGGACUGGCCGCCCAGGGCCACCUGGACCUCACGGAGCUCAUCGGUGUCCCGCUGCCGUCCUCCGUGUCCUUUGUCACCGGCUACGGUGGCUUCCCAGCCUACAGCUUUGGGCCUGGUGCCAACGUCGGGCGUCCGGCCAGGACCCUCAUCCCGUCCCCCUUCUUCAGGGACUUCGCCAUCAGCGUGAGGGUGAAGCCCAGCAGCCCCCGGGGCGGUGCGCUCUUUGCCAUCACGGACGCCUUCCAGAAGGUCAUCUAUCUGGGCCUGCGGCUCUCGGGCGUGGAGGACGGCCGCCAGCGGGUCAUCCUCUACUACACGGAGCCCGGCUCCCAGGUGUCCCGCGAGGCCGCCGCCUUCCUGGUGCCCGUGAUGACCCACAAGUGGAGCUACUUUGCUGUGGUCGUCCAGGGCGAGGAAGUGACCCUCCUCGUGGACUGUGAGGAGCACGACCGCGUCCCCUUUCCGAGGUCCUCCCAGGCCUUGACGUUCGAGCCCAGCGCGGGAAUCUUUGUGGGCAAUGCAGGAGCUACGGGGCUGGAGAGAUUCACUGGCUCCGUGCAGCAGCUCAUCAUCCACCCUGACCCCAGGACUCCCGAGGAGAUGUGCGAAGCUGAAGAGUCCUCGGCAUCUGGAGAGACCAGCGGGCUCCAGGAGACAGAUGGAGUAGCUGAGAUCUUGGAAGCGGUCACCUACACUCAAGCCCCAUCUCAAGAAGCAAAAGUUGAACCCAUACACACACCUCCAACUCCAUCCCCUGCCUCUGAGGAUGCAGAGCUUUCCGGUGAGCCUGUACCUGAAGGGACCACGGAAACCAGCGACUUGAGUGCUGCCCCGCACAGCAGCCCUGAGCGAGGGUCCGGUGAGAUCCUGAAUGGCACAGUGGAGACACUUGAGACUGUGGACGGUUCCCCGGCUACAGACACUGGCUCGGGGGAUGGGGCCUUCCUGCACGUCACUGAAGAGGUGAAUUUGGCAGCCACAGCAGCGGGGGAGGCCAAGGUGCCCACCAGCCCUGCUGCGGAAGCAGACGCCAGCAGUGUGCCCGCCGGGGGACUGACGCUCUCCAUGUCUGCCGAGGACCCCGGGGAGGGCGUCACUCCGGGUCCAGAAAACGAAGAAGGUUCGGCAGCAACAGCGGCCGGGGAGGCCGAGGAACCCGUCAGCAUUGCCAGGGGAGCAGAAGCCGGCAGCGUGCCCACCGGGGGGCUCACCCUCCUUAUGCCCACCCAGGACCCUGGAGAAGCGGUCACUCUGAGUCCAAUCAGUGAAGAAGGCUCUUCAACAAUAGCAGCUGUGCCGCUCGGCACUUUUGAGGAAGAAGAGGCCAGCGGGGUCCCCACCGAUGACCUGGCUUUCGUCACACGCACGGCGGCCCCCGAGCGAGGGGUCACUUCUGGUCCUGGUGACGAAGACGUCGCAGCAGCCACGACAGAGGAGCCCCUUACGGCGGCUGCGGCAGACGCACUGGGCAGCGGCCCCCCGGAGGGGCCCCCGCUCCCCUCACCCUCGGUGGCGCCUGAAGGAGGGGCCCCUCCGGGUGAAGCUGAGGAGGGGUUUCCUGGCCCCCCUGGACCUGCCGGGCCUCCUGAACCCACGCCGGGGAACCUUUUCUCUCUGCAGGCUGAGGGCUCCGGCCUGGGCUGGGGCCUGGAUGUCGGCUCUGGCUCUGGUGACCUGGUGCACAGUGAGGAGCUGCUGAGAGGUCCUCCAGGUCCCCCAGGCCCACCUGGCUUACCUGGGAUCCCAGGAAAACCAGGAACUGAUGUCUUCAUGGGACCCCCUGGAUCUCCUGGAGAAGAUGGGCCCACCGGUGAACCUGGUCCCCCGGGCCCUGAGGGAAAGCCUGGACUUGAUGGAGCCUCUGGUCUUCCUGGCAUGAAAGGGGAGAAGGGAGCUAGAGGACCUAAUGGCUCAGUUGGUGAAAAGGGUGAUCCCGGCAACAGAGGCUUACCAGGACCCCCAGGGAAAAAUGGACAAGUUGGCGCUCCUGGGGUCAUGGGACCCCCAGGGCCUCCCGGACCCCCUGGGCCCCCAGGCCCUGGAUGUACAACAGGACUUGGAUUUGAGGAUACCGAGGGCUCAGGCAGCAUCAGGCACUUACAUGAGUCCCUCUCUGGGCCGACGGCUUCAAGUGGUCCCAAAGGAGAAAAAGGAGACCGGGGACCUAAGGGUGACAGAGGGAUGGACGGAGCCAGCAUUGUGGGCCCCCCCGGGCCCAGGGGGCCACCGGGGCGCCUCGAGGUCCUGUCUAGUUCUUUGACCAACAUCACCCAAGGAUUCAUGAAUCUCUCGGACAUUCCUGAGCUCGUCGGGCCUCCGGGCCCCGAGGGCAUGCCUGGGCUGCCAGGAUUCCCGGGCCCGAGAGGUCCAAAAGGUGACACUGGCGUCCCUGGAUUUCCAGGACUAAAAGGAGAACAGGGUGAGAAGGGAGAGCCGGGUGCCAUCCUGACGGGGGAUGUUCCUCUGGAAAGGCUGAGGGGCCAAAAGGGUGAACCCGGAGAGCACGGAGCCCCGGGACCAAUGGGACCCAAAGGACCACCAGGACACAAAGGAGAAUUUGGCCUCCCUGGGCGACCUGGUCGCCCGGGACUGAACGGCCUCAAAGGCGCCAAAGGAGAGCGAGCGGUGAUGAUCCCGGGUCCACCUGGCAUUCCUGGUCCUCCAGGCCCCCCAGGACCACCGGGAGCUGUGAUUAACAUCAAAGGAGCUGUCUUCCCGAUUCCAGUCCGGCCACACUGCAAAACACCUGUUGGUACCUCAUAUUCUGGGAACUCAGAACUCAUCACUUUUCAUGGUGUUAAAGGAGAAAAAGGAUCCUGGGGCCUUCCUGGCUCAAAAGGAGAAAAAGGCGACCCAGGGCCCCAGGGACCACCAGGCCCUCCUGUGGAUCCAGCUUACCUGAGGCACUUUCUGAGCAGCUGGAAGGGGGAAAAUGGCGACAGGGGAAUCAAAGGAGAAAAAGGAGACUCCAACAGUGGCUUCCCUGGCUUCCCUGUGUCAGGGCCUCCGGGCCUGCCAGGCAGCCCAGGUGUGCUGGGCCAGAAAGGGGAAGCCGUUGUCGGGCCCCAGGGACCCCCAGGUGCUCCUGGCCUGCCUGGGCCACCCGGCUUUGGGAGACCUGGUUCCCCUGGGCCACCAGGACCCCCGGGACCACCAGGCCCUCCAGCUAUCCUGGGAGCAGCUGUGGCCCUUCCAGGCCCACCUGGCCCUCCAGGACAACCAGGGCUUCCCGGAUCCAGAAACCUGGUUACAACGUUUAGCAGUAUGGGCGACAUGUUACAGAAAGCACAUUUGGUCACAGAAGGGACUUUCAUCUACCUGAAGGACAGCACCGACUUUUUCAUUCGUGUCAGAGAUGGUUGGAAAAAAUUACAGCUGGGAGAACUGAUUCCCAUUCCGGACGACAGCCCUCCUCCCCCCGCGCUUUCCAGCAACCCUCAUCAGCCUCAUCUUUCGCUGACAUCUAUUUCAAAUGUCAAUUAUGGCAGACCUGCACUACACUUGGUUGCUCUGAACACGCCGUUUUCUGGGGACAUUCGAGCUGAUUUCCAGUGCUUCCAGCAGGCCAGGGCUGCAGGACUGUUGUCCACCUACCGAGCAUUCUUAUCCUCCCAUUUGCAAGAUCUCUCCACAGUUGUAAGGAAAGCAGAGAGAUAUAGCCUUCCAAUAGUGAACCUCAAGGGCCAAGUACUUUUUAAUAAUUGGGACUCAAUUUUUUCUGGCCACGGAGGUCAGUUCAAUACACACGUUCCAAUAUAUUCCUUUGAUGGCCGAGAUGUAAUGACAGAUCCUUCCUGGCCCCAGAAGGUCGUCUGGCACGGCUCCAGCACCCACGGAGUCCGUCUUGUGGACCAGUACUGUGAAGCGUGGAGAACCGCCGACAUGGCAGUCAUGGGCUUGGCCUCCCCGCUGAACACGGGGAAGAUUCUGGACCAGAAAGCAUACAGCUGUGCUAACCGGCUAAUUGUGCUGUGUAUCGAAAACAGUUUCAUGACAGAUGCGAGGAAGUAA